CCCGGUCGUCGUUCGUUGCGUCUACACUCUGUUCCGUUGUCCUAAUCAUCAUCUGGGCCGACACACGAAUUUUUCCGACUUUAGACUUUGAUUAGGGCGGUGAUUGGUUAAACAAUAACCAUGCUGCGCCAAGGAACCAAUGUCCUAGUGUUAGCUGCUGCUCAGCAGCAGCAGACACAGCAACGUGGUAUGGCAACUUUAAAAGCUAUUUCCAUUCGUCUAAAGUCAGUCAAGAACAUACAGAAAAUCACUCAGUCCAUGAAGAUGGUUUCAGCAGCCAAGUACAACCGAGCUGAAAGAGACCUAAAGCAAGCUCGGCCGCUUGGUCAGGGAGCUAAAAUUUUUUAUGAUCAAGCUGAAGUUACUGCUCCUGAAGGAGAGCCCAAAAAGCUGUUGAUUGCUGUGACAAGUGAUCGAGGUCUUUGUGGGGCUGUGCACACUGGUGUUGCAAGAAACAUCCGCGAUCAAUUAUUGGCCAACCCUGCAGAUCGUGAAAAUACAAAAAUUGUAUGCAUAGGAGAAAAAUCACGUUCCAUUCUUCAGCGUAUGUUUGCAAAGAACUUGCUUUUCGUUGCUUCUGAGGUUGGUCGUAAGCCUCCUACAUUCAAUGAUGCUGCUAAAGUUGCCAUUGAAGUCAUGAACAGUGGAUACACAUACGGAUCAGGUCAAAUCAUCUUCAAUAGGUUCAGAUCAGUAGUAUCAUAUGUUAUUGAUAAAUUACCAUUAUUUGACAAGGGGGCAGUAGUUAGUGCACCAAAGUUAUCAAUCUAUGACUCUUUGGAUGAAGAGGUCAUUCAAAGCUAUUUGGAAUUCUCCUUAGCAUCUUUACUCUUCUAUGCAAUGAAAGAAGGAGCUUGCAGUGAGCAGUCCAGCAGAAUGACAGCUAUGGACAAUGCUAGCAAGAAUGCUGGAGAAAUGAUUGAUAAACUCACAUUAACCUUCAACCGUACUAGACAGGCUGUUAUCACUAGGGAGCUUAUUGAAAUUAUUUCUGGAGCUGCUGCAUUGGAUUAAGGAGUUUCUAGGAAAUUCCGAUAGAAUCAGGUCAUAGAAUGUAAAAUUUGUCACGUGGAAAAGAUUUUUUUGUGGCAAAAAUUCAAUAACUGGUAACAAACAAGAAUCACAACUUUCAUAAAGUAAGCAGCAGUGACAAAACAUAUUGUAAAUUUGAUUAAUCAUUAAAAAAAAAUUAAUAUUUGCAAAUCUUUUACUUCAUUGUAAGUUGAAGAUAUGGCUAUUAAUAAAUUGAAACACAUGUUAAA
Messenger RNA from Phymastichus coffea, 1262 nucleotides. It is a transcript of the gene ATPsyngamma, whose product is annotated as ATP synthase subunit gamma, mitochondrial. The transcript has 3 exons. NCBI's taxonomy places the organism in Eukaryota, Metazoa, Arthropoda, Insecta, Hymenoptera, Eulophidae. The record is from RefSeq and is a predicted model, not a curated record. Gene Ontology annotation, molecular function: proton-transporting ATP synthase activity, rotational mechanism. Gene Ontology annotation, biological process: proton motive force-driven ATP synthesis. Bases 121 to 1014 code for a protein of 297 amino acids.